Psylliodes chrysocephalus is the source of this 1209-nucleotide messenger RNA. The record is from the annotation of a GenBank genome assembly. NCBI's taxonomy places the organism in Eukaryota, Metazoa, Arthropoda, Insecta, Coleoptera, Chrysomelidae.
AUUUAAUUUCGAAUAUGAACAUUCUAAGUCUAUGUUAUUUAUUUGUAGUCGCAGCUGUAUCCACAGCUUCACCCAUUUUAAAUUCUACUUUAGACAGUUACAGCGACUGUAACAUUAAUAGAUACAAUGACGUAGCUUCAGUUACGGCCAAAUGUAAAAAUAUUAAUGUAGGUAGUUUUGCUGUACCGGCUGGACAAACUUUGAAAUUCGCUCUUAAAUCUGGUACGACUUUAACCUUUAACGGCGAAAUAAGUUUUGGUUUUACACAAUGGAACGGUCCAUUAAUGUGGAUCACUGGAAACAGCGUUACUGUACAAGGAUCAUCAAGUCAAUAAAUCUUUUAAUUUCAGGUCAUUUGUUGAAUGGAAGAGGAGAGAAAUGGUGGGAUGGAAAAGGUGAUCACAGCAAGAAACAGAAGCCUAAAUUCAUGCUCAUUCAAAAACAUCAAAGUAAAAAAUUGCCCACACACUUGUAUUGGAAUCUCUGAUUCGCAUGACUUGACUUUGCAAAACUGGAAUAUUGAUUCUAAAGAUGGAGACACAAAAGGAGGAGCCAAUACCGAUGGUUUCGAUGUUGCAAAAUCCUACAAAGUAACUAUAAAAGAUACUAACGUUUGGAACCAAGAUGACUGCAUAUGCGUCAACCAGGGUCACGAUCUUCUUUUUGAUAAUAUACAAUGUACCGGAGGACAUGGUUUAAGUAUUGCAGUUGGCAUUUAUAAUACUUACGCUCUCAAUACUGUUCACAACGUAACUUUCCAAAAUUCUGUUGUUAAAAAUUCAAGGAAUGGUAUCCACGUUAAGACCAUCGCUGGUUCACAGACAGGAGAGAUUUCAGCUGUCACAUAUAAAAAUAUAAAACUUUCAGGUAUUUCAUAUUACGGGAUCAACGUACAACAAGACUACACAAACAAUGGUGACACUCACAAACCAUUAGGUAAUAUCAAAAUCAAACAGCUUACUAUGCAGGGCAUUUCUGGUACUUUGCAUGGUUCCAAUUCUCAAAGAGUAUACAUUCUGUGUGGAUCUGGAGGAUGCAACAAUUGGAGCUGGAGUGGAGUCAAUCUUAGCGGCGCUUCAAAAGGCGAUUCUUGUAACUUUUCUCCAAAUGGAUUUCCAUGUUAGAAUUAGGAUUUAUGCGAAUUAUAUCGAAAAUUUAAAUACAUAGAAUUGAAAACAAUGCAAUUAUAUUUAAAAGUAAUUAUAAUUA